AUGUCGGGCGAGCUGCGGCAUCGCCCACCGGCGCCUCCGUAUGAAGAAACGACACCAAGAGGGGCACUUGAGCAUCACCAUCACCAUGAUAAGCACCACCUGGUCAGCCCGCACUCUUCUGAAGGCUCCGUCAGCGAUGUCCCAUCGAAAUGGGAAGAAUUCUGUGACAAGACGACAGCACACGGCUUCAAGCGGUAUCUGCAGGCCCACAAUCGGGUGUCGGGAUUCUUGUGGAUCGGCGUAUCUGGGGGCAAAGUAUCGAAGACGGGAGAAGAUCACCUCGAUUUCGGUACUGUAUCCAGGAAACCG
Messenger RNA from Mesorhabditis spiculigera, 309 nucleotides. The record is from the annotation of a GenBank genome assembly. Lineage: Eukaryota; Metazoa; Nematoda; Chromadorea; Rhabditida; Rhabditidae.